Molecule: messenger RNA, 1803 nt
Organism: Aureobasidium subglaciale EXF-2481
Lineage: Eukaryota; Fungi; Ascomycota; Dothideomycetes; Dothideales; Saccotheciaceae
Exons: 4
Coding region: 1-1803 (600 amino acids)
Biological process (GO): nucleosome assembly
Cellular component (GO): CAF-1 complex; nucleus
Source: RefSeq, a predicted model, not a curated record
AUGGCGGAAGCAAUGGAAAUCUCAUCGCCAGACUACACGCGCAAGCGAUCAUUACCAGACGACGACCAGACUUCUGUAUCCAAGUCAGAAAGCCAAGUUCCGACUCCGCCUCUCACCGCAAGCCCCGCCAACAAGGACUCGAUUCGUCAAGGCAGUCCAGCUCCAAGCAGUUCGGCCUUGAGCAGCGCUGCAUCGGCUGCCGACGACAAGCAUGUAGAUCCAAAUGCUCCACCAAAGAAGCGCAGAAAGCUCACACCUGCCGAGAAAGAAGAGAAGCGUCUGGAAAAGGAGCAGAAAGACAAGGAAAAGGCCGAGCUGAAGAUCAAGAGAGACGAGGAGAAGCAAAAGAAGGACGAGGAGAAGCGUCGCAAGAAUGAAGAGAAGGAAGCAAAGCAGCGGCUAAAGGACCUGCAGAAGGCCAAAGAGGAUGAAGAGAAGCUGAAGAAACUACGCGCACAACCCAAGAUCGCGUCCUUUUUCAAAAUGCCACCGUCCCAAAAGUCACCAGCUACUCCGACGCCAGUCCAGCCGUCUCCUGCCAGACAAGACAGCACAAGCUCACAACCCAUCGACGCUGACGUGUCUGUGAUAUCCCCAACGCCGAAAGCAUCACCCAAAGAGAGCGACUAUCGCAAGAUGUUCUUGCCGUUCCAGCUCAAGGCACACACCAAGUGUGCCCCAGUCGUCCCUCGGCUCGCCCUUGACGAACACGCUUCUUCGCAACAAGAGAUGGACAAGAUCUUACAACACAACUCAACCACUACCACAACUCCCACAUCGGCUCUCAACUCUCUCUUUCUUGAAGAAAGCACCCAAUCACGCGGUCUCUGGCAGCCUACUGCUCGAGAAGUCAUCGAGUCUCUACAAGGCUCGUCACAGAUUCCCAUCGACCUCACGGACGAAUCGGGUGAACACUACCGCCCGAGAGAUCUACUCGACUCGCUGAUUGUCCGUCACCUCCACUUCGGCGAGGACGUGAGACCGGCCUACUAUGGCACCUACUCCCGCAACAAGCUCUCUCCAACUAAUGCCGCCAAACUUCGGAGGAACCCAUUCAGCAAACUCAGAGAGGAUACUGACUACGACUACGACUCUGAGGCCGAGUGGGAGGAACCGGAAGAAGGAGAAGACAUCGGCUCUGACGGCGAGGAUGACGAGGAGAGUGUGGGCGACGCGGAGGAGAUGGAUGAGUUCUUGGACGACGACGCUGCCGAUCACAAGAGACACAUGAUUACUGGUGACCUCAAGCCCGUCAGUACAGGUCUGUGUUGGGAAGAUGGCAAGGGUGAGCUUGACUCUGACUCGACUGAGGAGUGUCCUGUCGAUCUCGACAGCAUGAAGAUUGAUUUCUUCAUUCCCCUCAGCCAGCCUUCUAUCAACCCCUUUUCCACAUCAUACUGGCAAACACCUGUGACGCCGGCUGCUGUCGCCUCCAAGGUCAUCAGUGGUCAGUUACAGCUCAACGGCAAGAUGAAGCCACCCAAGACCCCUCUGAUGCCACGGUCAAACACCAAUGACGCCAUGACCAUUGUCGGUGCUUCUACCGGGAUGAAGGGUCCUAUCAUGAGUGUGGCCUCCACCAAGGCAGCAAAGCCCGCUCCUAAACCUCUCCAGGGUCCGGACUUGGCCGAGUUCAAGGACGCCGUUGACGGCAGCAACCUCACAAAGAUCGAGCUGCUGAAAGCUCUGAAAAAGAGAUUCCCCAAGCACACCAACGACGUUAUCAAAGCAACCUUGUCACUUUCUUUCGCUCGAGUCGGUCAAUUCGAGGCCGACAAAAUCUGGAAGGCAGUUGCUGCAUAG